This is a messenger RNA of Ilex paraguariensis (yerba mate), 2459 nucleotides long. The record is from the annotation of a GenBank genome assembly. NCBI's taxonomy places the organism in Eukaryota, Viridiplantae, Streptophyta, Magnoliopsida, Aquifoliales, Aquifoliaceae.
UCUCGAUGGGUCAUCAGUUUUGGGCUCCUCUUCUCUGUGUUUUGCUCUCUUUGGCAGCCAUUUUUGGAGAAAAGGAUGCUGAGAACACCCAUACCUACAUAGUCAGAGUCCAAAACGACUUAAAGCCCUCUGUUUUUCCCGAUGUCGAACAAUGGUAUAGUUCCACUCUUCGAAGCCUCAGUUCUAACCCUUUAGACUCCGAAGAACCAUUAACCAAGCAAACCAGAAAAGCUAAAGACUUCCUUCAUCUCUACAAGACUGUCUUUCAUGGAUUCUCUGCAAGACUCACCGCGCAACAAUCCCUAGAAUUGAAAAAUCGAACAGGAGUUCUCGCUGUUUUACCAGACCAACUUCGUCAAAUUCAGACGACUCGGUCACCUCAGUUCCUAGGACUCGCUUCAACGAACCCAACCGGCCUCUGGACGGAGUCCAACUCCGGUUCCAACGUCAUCAUCGGCAUCUUCGACACAGGUAUAUCUCCGGAACGUCGUAGUUUCCACGACGAAGGCCUCGGACCCGUCCCUCCCCACUGGAAAGGUGAAUGCGUAGAAGGCGAUAAAUUCACCAAAAAACAGUGCAACAAAAAAAUUAUCGGAGCUAGAUACUUCAAUGUCGGGUACGAAGUCGGGGCUGGCGAAUUGAAAAACACCACCGAUAUCAACUCCCCCAGAGACGCCGACGGCCACGGUACUCACACAGCGUCUACUGCCGCAGGAAGAGCAAUUAACAACGCCUCCCUCCUCGGCUUUGCUAAAGGCGUGGCCGUUGGAAUCGCUCCCAAAGCAAGAAUAGCGGUAUAUAAGAUUUGUUGGACAAAAGGGUGCAUGGACUCAGACAUACUCUCUGCCUUCGACAAAGCCGUCGAAGAUGGUGUUCAUAUCAUUUCCAUCUCCGUCGGCGGCGGUGCUGUACCUUACAACAUUGACCCAAUUGCCAUUGGAUCUUUUGGUGCGAUGGAGAAAGGAAUUCUUGUUUCAGCUUCCGCUGGUAAUGAAGGACCCAAUAAAAUGACUGUCACAAACGUAGCUCCAUGGAUCACCACCGUCGGUGCAAGCACAAUAGACCGCAGUUUUCCGGCAGAUCUCGUCCUUGAAGACGGUACCGUUAUCACCGGUGCGUCACUGUAUAAUGGUAAACCGCUACCGAAAAAGUCGUAUUUGCCCUUAAUAUACGCCGGGAAUGCCCCGGUGGAUAUCAAACGUGCAGGAAGUUUCUCUUCUGCCACUUGCAUGCCGGACUCGCUGGACAAAGAGCUCGUACGUGGCAAAAUUGUGGUCUGUGAUCGUGGUGGUGUUGCACGCGUCGCCAAGGGACAAACCGUGAAGGAAGCUGGUGGGGUAGGCGUCGUCAUUGCCAACGUGGCACCCAUCGGAGAAGGAUUAAUCGCCGACGCUCACUUGAUCCCUGGUAUAGCAAUUACCGAGUCCGCCGCUAGCCGGACCGCCAAUUAUCUGAACUCUUCGAAAAACCCUAGAGCCAGGAUGGUGUUUCGUGGCACUGAGGUUGGUGUUAAACCGGCACCUGUCGUCGCGUCUUUCUCAGCGAGAGGGCCCAGUAUUGAAUCAACAUAUAUCCUCAAACCCGAUGUGAUUGCGCCAGGUGUCAACAUCCUAGCGGCAUGGCCUGAUGAUGUAGCACCCACCGAACUAUCCUCAGACACGCGGCGCACAGAAUUUAAUAUAAUUUCCGGUACAUCAAUGUCUUGCCCACACGUGUCAGGUGUGGCUGCGCUACUCAAAGGGGCCCAUCCUGAAUGGUCUCCAGCGAUGAUUCGGUCAGCUCUGAUGACCACGGCGUACAUGCAAGACCGUGAAGGCAAGCAACUACUGGAUGAGAAAUCAAAUCACGUAUCAACGGUGUGGGACAUGGGUGCUGGACACGUGGACCCUGAACGAGCCGUAGAUCCUGGCUUGGUUUAUGAUCUGACAGUGAACGAUUACUUAAACUUUCUUUGUUCAUCUGAUUAUAGCCGUCAAGCUAUAACACAGAUAGCUCGCAAAACAGUAAGGUGUAAUCCGAUGCAGCGUAAACCGUGGAACUUCAACUACCCCGCAAUUACUAUUGCUUUCGAUAAAUCAGGAUCGUCCAAUUCGGAGGUAGUGGUCAGAAGAACUGUGACGCAUGUUAGUGAGGGUGCAUCAAGCUACACUGUAACGGUGACGAAUCCAAAGGGUGCAAUUGUGACCGUUGAUCCGGCGAAGAUAAACUUUAAGGGGAAGGGUGAGAAACAUAGUUACGUGGUUAGGAUUAAGGCUGAGAAGCAAACUGUGUUACCUGGGAAUGAAGUGACUGAACUGGGAAAGCUCGUAUGGACGGAUGGUGGGAAACACCAAGUUGUUUCACCUGUGGUGGUGGUGUGGAAAAACGAAGUGUAAAAAGGGUUUCAAUUUUCAGAUAACAUAUAGGUGCGAAGGUGUAUAGUUUUCUCUGUCAUCCAUAAGAUACAGAGAGACUUUCUU